Ilyonectria robusta is the source of this 2070-nucleotide messenger RNA. RefSeq names its product fungal-specific transcription factor domain-containing protein. Gene Ontology annotation, molecular function: DNA-binding transcription factor activity, RNA polymerase II-specific; sequence-specific DNA binding; zinc ion binding. The transcript is spliced from 3 exons. Gene Ontology annotation, biological process: DNA-templated transcription; positive regulation of transcription by RNA polymerase II. NCBI's taxonomy places the organism in Eukaryota, Fungi, Ascomycota, Sordariomycetes, Hypocreales, Nectriaceae. The coding region runs from base 1 to 2070 and encodes 689 amino acids. The record is from RefSeq and is a predicted model, not a curated record.
AUGGCAUCUGAGAUGAAGGCCUCGAUCCACCGCUUCCGUCUACGGAGGGUGUCUCCAUCGCCACGGGAUGCCGGUCGGGCCCGCUCCGCCUCACCUCCCAGCGGCCCGUCUCAUGACCUGCAGCAGCAAUCGUCACUUCAGCAGCGGCAGCCACCACUAUCAACUCCUCACAGAGGCACCGGUUCUAGGGAGGUGAAGCCUGUACCCCCGGCGUGUGACCGCUGCCGCAGCUUCAAGAAGAAGUGCAGUCGCACGUAUCCCGUCUGCUCGCUCUGCGCCGGCGCCGGCCAGCGCUGCUCCUACUCAAACCCCGUGGCCAGCGCCGAGGCUCAGGCCCACCAGCUGCGGGCGCGUGUCCAAUGGCUUACCCGGUACAUUGACGAGAAUGUGCUCGUGCCGGGGCGGUCCAGCGGCGUGAAUGCCCUCAUGGUUGACCAACAGAGCAUCGACGGCCGCAUCGAAGACCACGAUCCAGGCAGUGUUGGAGCCACCAGCAGCCACGUCUCAUAUCAGAGCUCUACGGAUGGGUCGAACAAGCGGCGCCUGGUUACGCACCAAGCCCUCCCCCCUGAUAUCCCCGCAAGCCGCUUCGUCGACGCCUACUUCCGCCACGUCAACCGGGCAUAUCCCUUUGUGGACCAGGCCAAGGUCCGCCGCGACUUGGAGUCGUUGGGAGACAUAUCGCAAGUAAAUCGAGAUCCUUCGGCAACUCUGCUGUAUCUUGUCAUGGCCAUUGGGUGCACCACGUUGGAACGAGCUGGCCAAGUCCCUCGCGGGACGGGAGAGCGGUUUAACGUGGCCUACCCCAACAUCAUCCAGGAGUGUUUAUGCCACGAGGGCAUAGAGUCGGUCCAGAUCCUCGUGCUACUGGGCCUCUACUCUCUCUUUGACCCAGCGGCCAUCCCAGCAUAUUCUAUCGUCGGCAUCGCAGCCCGCCAGGCCAUGGUCAUUGGUCUAACACGCCCGGUGCCCGACGAGCAGGCCCUACCAGCUGGCGAUAAGGAGCUGCGGCAUCGCUUGCACUGGAGCAUCUUUGUCCUGGACCGCAUGAUGGCCGGGUCCCAGGGCCUCCCCGUGGCACUCACCGACGAGAACGCCAGCGUGCCACUGCCGGGCCUGACCGUCGAGGAGUUUGCAAGCCCGGGGCGGGCUGUGUACGCUCGCAACUUGCAAACCAGUCGACACAUCAUCCAACUCCGGCAGCUCGAAGAUCGCAUCCUCCAGGGCGUCCACCUCCGCAAGCAGGCCGACGCCGUGGCGCUGUCGCCGGCAGAUCGGCGAGCGGUGCUGAGCAGUCUCCGGGCUGAAAUCGAGGACUGGUACAGCAACGGCUGUCUCAUGUCGCCCAUGGACGCGGACAACGUGCCCAUUCACAGUAGCAUCACCUGGCUAAGCUCACAAUACUAUCAUUUGCUAGUAAUUGCGUACUAUCCUAACCACUUCAACAGCACCGCCGCGGCUGUCACGCGCCAGGAGCUGCUAGAAUUUGCAAGAAAGCAACUUCAGGCCAUCUCCGUGCUCCUCCAACAACGACAGCUGCCCCUCAACCGCGUGACGCUUUGCCGCCUUCUCCCUGUGUGUCUGCUGCUGAUGCACGACUUCGUGGCGACGAGCAGAACGGCGGAGUGGGAAGGUCAGACGGCGGCCCCUUUCGCUGCCAGGGAUGAAGUGACCGAGCUCAUCGUAGUUCUCGAGGCGUUUCCCAAGGGCUGGGUCAUCGCCCACCAGGCGGCGGCGAUCCUCCAGCAGUUUGCUGGCAUCAUCGCGGGCGGCAUGACGGCAUUCUUUGGCAACCAGGGACAGAGCACCGAAGAGCUGAUGAACCCGUGCAUUUCCCGGUUCAGCGCGCUGGUGCAGCAGAUGUUAGGCAAGGCGACAUGUUUCCAGUUCGUGUUAUACCCGCCGGAGAGAAAUGGAGACGAGCGGGUGGGCAACCACAUCAAUCUGGGGGCACAGCAGCCGACUCCGAACCCGCUCUUCUUCGGCGACACAGAUGUGGGCGGUGUAGUGAACGAUGAGGCGGUACUGGGCUAUGGCUGGGGCUCGUGUUGGGAUCUAGACUUUUUGUAA